UAACUAGUUUUAAUAUUUAUUGCACUGCUGCAGAUCUCUACUACAUAUGCAUUUAUGGUCAUAUUUAGUACAUUCUUUUGCUGCCUUUUUGCACACAUAUAAUUCUACAACAAAAGACACGAAGCGAGCAUAAAGAGAAAAAAAUUAAAAUUUACACGGAAUAUACGGAAGCUUUUCUGUCAGUUCAAAAAUCAGCACCGCAGUCGCGUCCCCCGCCCAUCCAGUCGUGCUGCAGAGGACGACGGAAAAUACUUCGACGAGAGAGGAUUUAAAGUCCAGACGCAAUGGUCACACCACAAUCGCCCGUGCCAAUGUUCAACGGGCUGGACGAUGAUUUGUACAACGAUGCGAAAUAUGCGCAUGAGAUCAACGACAAGAUGCGUGUGCCGAAGCGCAUCAAGGCCACCGGCGAGUAUUCCGACGAGGAUCUACUGCUAUCGAAUCAAAAUGGCAUGAUUAGCUCGUGGAACUAUCAUGACAAGAUCGAUAUGAAUGUACCAGAUCGCAUUGUGGUGCUGGGCCACAAUCAGCAUCUGGAGACACGUUCAGCUCCGCGUGAAAUUCAAUUGGAGAACUCCAUAUUGCCCAAGAAUCCGUCGCUGGGCUUUCUGCGCGUACAAACGCCACCGCGCGUCAUAACGCUCACCGAUCAUCAUUUUCCAUCAGCGUCGGAGCAAAAUUCGCCGCUCCUCAAAUCCAAUGGCAAUCUCUAUGGACACGAUCUGGACGGAGAUGUGGAUGAAGACGAGGAUGGACAGCGUGCCAUACAGUACGUGCGCUCCAAUGGCAACGUACGCAUGGGCUUUCACAAUAGCACCGAUGCCAACUCCGUGGAAUCCGACUCGUUGCUUACAACGGGUAGCGGAAGCAAACGCUCGCAAUUGAUGCAACAGCACCUGCAGCAGCAGCAGCAAAGCAAUUUGGACGCCUCGAUGCUGGCCCAGCGUGAGGGCACGCCCAUGGGUGAGUUGACGCCGCACGAGGAGAUCCUCUAUCUGCGCCGGCAGCUGGCCAAACUGAAUAGACGCGUUCUCAACAUUGAGAUCAACAACGAGCAGCGAUUGCAGCGAGAGAAGAUCGUCUACUGCCUGGGCCUGGCCUACUUUGUGCUGAAGACCAUCUUCUGGCUGAACCGCAACUAGGUCACCAGGUGACAGCCUGAUGGUGCUCUUCUCCGUUUCUUCACUUGCUGCAUACACACACGCAAAACGGCCAGCCGGGAAACGUAGCCGAUUUUCAUUUUCAGUUUUCGUCUUAACUUUAUUUGUUUGCCAGCGGCACUGGGAGAGACUUUGUUGUUUUCUUUUCAUAUAUUUUUUUUUUUAUUUUGCCAUAUUUGUUAUAAGUUCUGUCUAAUUAAAUAAGCACAACUAAGAUGUUUGUCCGUGGUGGAUACCAAAAAAAAACAAAAAUCAAAGCAGCAAUUUUUAAUAUUUGUCAAUUUAUAGAAACGUAUUAACUCUUCUUCUAUAAGCAGUUCAAGUAUUUCCACGUCCUAAACAAACCAACCGAAGUAACUCCGAACAGAACGCGACUUUCAACCCAUUUUCUUUUGUAUAUGUGUGUGUGUGUGUACCAUUCGAACCAAUCCAAAGCACGGAACUGAAAAUUGUUUAUAUAUAUA
Drosophila hydei is the source of this 1624-nucleotide messenger RNA. RefSeq names its product transport and Golgi organization protein 11 (gene Tango11). The record is from RefSeq and is a predicted model, not a curated record. The coding region runs from base 285 to 1142 and encodes 285 amino acids. The transcript has 3 exons. Lineage: Eukaryota; Metazoa; Arthropoda; Insecta; Diptera; Drosophilidae.